Molecule: messenger RNA, 1791 nt
Organism: Penicillium taxi
Lineage: Eukaryota; Fungi; Ascomycota; Eurotiomycetes; Eurotiales; Aspergillaceae
Exons: 6
Coding region: 1-1791 (596 amino acids)
Biological process (GO): regulation of DNA-templated transcription
Molecular function (GO): zinc ion binding; DNA-binding transcription factor activity, RNA polymerase II-specific
Source: RefSeq, a predicted model, not a curated record
AUGGGGGGUGAGUCGCGUGCGAAAGGGUUUAAUCGCCAGUUACGGUCCUGCAAAGUCUGUCGGCUCCGCAAAGUCAAGUGUGACCGCGUCAGACCUUGCCACGCAUGCUGUGCGCAUGGCUACCCUUCCAAGUGUGUAUAUGAUCUACCGGAUGGAGAAGCACGACCUAUCAGCCAAGCAGAUGAGAUUCGGAAUCUGAGAUCGGAGAUCCGCGAAUUACGCGCUAGAAUUGAGAAGAAAGAUGGGUCCCAAGGUCAAGAUUUUCAACGGUUGGACCGGCUUGAGUUCUUAUUUGACUCCAUUCGAUCCGCCCCACAGAGCAUAGCUGACGAUAUCGUGCGUGAUAUUCGAACGACACAUGAAUCGAACAAGCAACUGGUGAAAGUGGGACCGUGGGAAGGUCAUGAAGCGUAUGAAGGCUAUGAUUCUUCACGAAAUUCCCCCGUUUCCAUCAUCCCGAUCCGUAAGCGUAUUGAAGUUGGCAGUUCGGCCAAUAGCGAGCUCAACGAUAGCGAUAGCGAUAUUGGAGAGUACAUAUUUAGUUCAUCCGACUCAUCGUCAUUGGCUAGCACUUUAUCCAUUAUCAGUCCACAGGCACCAGUUACCGAUGCAUUUAUACAGCGGUUUGUAGAUGCAUUUAGCCCGGAGGUGGACAUAAAGUCAGGUCGAGCAGGUGCAUUGAGAGCUGCGGCGGGCAUUCGCAUGUUCUCGCCACUGAUAUCAGAUGCGUUUGAGGCUGUAUCGGUGGCUUUCUUUGGUCGAUCUAUUCAGGACAAGGAGAUUGAAUCGUCCGGGUUUCGGUUAUAUCCACGUGUUCUCCGUGGCUUGCAGGACGCUUUGAAUGAUCCAGAGCGAUGCAAGUCGGAAUCGACCCUGGUGACGGUUAUUCUUUUGCUUGCCUUUGAGAGUGUAGAGCGUACCACUCAACGUGGUGUUCCGUCUCAUCUUGCUGGCGCAGUGCGCCUGAUGGAACAUCGAGGACCAGAGAACCACAUGUAUGGAGUUGAGCAUCUCUUGUUCACGGAGCUAAGACCGUACUGGAUUGGCGGCGCAAUCGCACUCCGAAAACCUACUUACCUAGCUCGUGAAGAGUGGAAGACGAUUCCAUGGUCAGCUGAUACGACCAGGAAGGACAUCCUGCACCAUAUGCUCGAUCUAGCCGCCGAUAUUCCCGGUCUGCUGGCCCGGUCUGACGAGUUUAAAGAGGCUAGAAAUUUUCCUAUAACGGGCACACAGGAGAUGGUUGUCAAGCAGGCCUCGCUAUGGAACGAUAUUUCCAAACUCACUACCGCCUUCGAGAAAUGGCACCUAGACUGGGUGGAGUGUUACCCAGACGGACCCAUUCGAGAAGUCGAGCAAACAGAGGAUCAAGGUUUUCCCAUCUUCAAACGGCGCGAUCUUCGUACCGGUGCUAUUUACACAUCGACCAAGUUAUCAUACCCCAACCUCCUUCUUGCCCAGACCAUCUGUGUAUAUUACGCCAUGCGUCUGAUUUUGUCAUCCAUUGAUACUCGUCCAGAGGAUCGAGUCACCCCGAUGGAGCAGUAUGAAUUUGGAUGUGGCAUCUGUCGGACCUAUGAAUGGUAUAUCCUUACUGCACCAGGCAACAUGAUCAAUCGUCUCGCGUUCCCUACCCGAGUCGCAUGGGAGGCAUUCUCAGACCAUAGCCCUGAACGUGCCUUUUUAGUCGAGGUGUUGCAGCUAGUUGAGAGACGCCAUUCUCUUGGACUCUGGGGUGGGAAUAUGGCUGAGAUAUCCACCCACAAAUAUUCACCUCUUAAUGUAAGCUGA